This is a messenger RNA of Anastrepha obliqua, 1286 nucleotides long. Its product is annotated as peritrophin-44-like. Lineage: Eukaryota; Metazoa; Arthropoda; Insecta; Diptera; Tephritidae. Gene Ontology annotation, molecular function: chitin binding. Bases 1 to 1005 code for a protein of 334 amino acids. The transcript has 3 exons. The record is from RefSeq and is a predicted model, not a curated record. Gene Ontology annotation, cellular component: extracellular region.
AUGCAACAAAAAUCGUUACUGUCCCUCUUUGUGAUUUUCUGCUGUCUAUAUGGUUUCGUCGAAAGUGAUACCAUCUUGCCCGAUCCCGCUGGACUCUGCAGUCUGUUCCAGGAUGGUACUCGUAUUCGGAAGCCCGGCUCAUGCACAGAGUAUAUUCAUUGUGCCAACUCCACGGGCAUUACCUACUCAUGCCCAUCCACACAGAAGUUCGAUCGUAGUAAGCAAAGCUGCGUCUUAGAAGCAAAUCUAUCGGACACUGACGACUAUUGCAGAAAUCGUUGUGAGGGUAUUGACGGCAAAUGGAUCACCGACCCCGCUUCCUGCAAGGGAUAUCUCUAUUGCAAAUCAGGGCAAUCAUUCCAGGGUUAUUGUCCAAGUGAUUAUGUUUUCAACGAAAAAGAUGCAAUCUGCGAUUUUGCGGAUAACUACAAUUGUAAUGUGGUGCCAGAAAUUUGUGACUUGGUGCCGAAUGGAAUGCAAUACCGCGACACAACUGACUGCAAUAAAUACUACACGUGUACGAAAGGCGUAAGUGUGAGCACCACGUGCACCAAAAACACGCAUUACAAUGUGCAAACGAAAUCUUGUGGCCAACAAUGGCUGGAUAGCUCUUGCAUACCCACUUUCACCUGUGGAACAAAUACGAAAAUACUUACAGGCUUCCAAUCGGAUGGCGCUACAUGUCGUGGCUAUUUCUAUUGUCGCGAUCUGGGCACCGAACGGGACUUGGAACCUGGCUAUGGCCAAUGUCCUGAGGGUACGUUUUUCCACCAAAGUACUCAAGCAUGUAUCGAUCCGCUCAAGUCAGACUGCGCAUAUAAUCGAUGUCAAGGUCGCAAUAUUACUUACGUGCAGACUAACAAUGAUAACUGCCGAAACUUUAUCCUUUGCGAGAAUGGUGUAGCGACUAAAACACAACGUUGCUCUGGUGACAAGUUUUUUGAUGAAAAAAUGCAGGCUUGUGUAACCAAUAUAGUUUCGUAUGAUUGCUGUGAUGGGAAGUAAAAAACAGGAACUUCUAUUAAAAAUUCAAAAUUUUAAACAAAUAAUAUGUAUGCAAACCAGCAAACCAAAAUUUAUAGCAAUUAGUAGUGUAAGCAGCUGCAAAAUUCGCAUGUAAACCCAGACUAAUAACGUCCAACUAAACCUUACAAAAAUGUGUAAAUUGACGCACCACGAAAGUGCAUAGCUUUCACUGUGGCUGGACAUAAUCGGUACGAACUUUUUGUUACCGAGAAAAUGAACUGCCAGUACUAAUACGUGCGAUAUAGGGCCUGCAUAACGAU